AUGUCAACAAAAAGAAAUGUUUACAAGAAGACUCCUCAGUGGCUUCCCGAGUGGUUCUUGCACGAGUCUAGCGAUCGAAUGGUGGAGUUUAAGACAUUCCGAGAGUCUGCUACUCGCGAGGAGAUUGAUUUGCAUACUCGAGACAGCCCAAAAGGGCGUUCGAACGGCAGUACACCAAACGUCUUGACAAGGCUCUCGGAGAUUGAGAAGCCCAGGUUGAGAAAACCACUGUACAAAACUCAUCAUCGCUGA
Messenger RNA from Yarrowia lipolytica CLIB122, 252 nucleotides. NCBI's taxonomy places the organism in Eukaryota, Fungi, Ascomycota, Dipodascomycetes, Dipodascales. The record is from RefSeq and is a predicted model, not a curated record.